UUGGUCUACCCACUUCGGACAAGUUGGGUCUGUGUGAUGGGUUCUUGCUCAACAAUUGAUUUCAAUGGCUCGAAUCUAACACUAAAUAACUUUUUUUCACAGCAGAAGAUUUAUAACCGAAGAUGUAUUCGUCUUGUACACCAAACGCAAGAAAAACUAAGUGAAGUUAAAGAAGCAAAAGAUUCUUGUCCGGUUUCGUCUCACAAUAAAUGGGAUCCGCUUGAAGAAGUGAUUGUUGGGAGACCCGAAGGGGCCUGCGUGCCAAGAUUUUCAAUCGAGGUCAAGGCAAAUACAAACCACCGUCAUUGGGAAUGGUACGAGAAGAAUGGCGGAAAAUCUUUCCCACAAGAACAUAUCACACGAGCCAUUGCACAGGUUGAAGAAUUUUGUAACAUUCUCCGACAUGAAGGAGUCGUAGUCCGAAGACCAGAUAUUUUGGAUUGGUCUAAAGAAUAUGAAACACCGGAUUUUAAAACAAAUGGAGUUUACGCAGCAAUGCCUCGAGAUAUACUAAUUGUAGUUGGAAAUGAAAUUAUCGAAGCUCCGAUGGCAUGGCGAUCUAGAUUUUUUGAGUAUCGGGCAUAUCGUUCAAUAGUCAAAGAUUAUUUCAGAAAAGGGGCGAAAUGGACAACUGCGUCUAAACCCGAGAUGAAAGAUGAAUUAUACGACAAGAGUUACCCAAUUAAUAACGUUGAAGAUCGAAAUGCACUGGCAAAACAAGGAAAAUUUGUAACUACAGAAUUUGAACCUUGUUUUGAUGCCGCUGAUUUUUUUCGAGCAGGGAGGGAUAUAUUUGUUCAAAGAAGUCAAGUAUGCACAUAUAUGGGAAUUGAAUGGAUGCGUCGACACUUGGGAAGAGAAUAUAAAAUUCAUGAAAUAUCUUUCAAUGAUCCAAACCCCAUGCACAUAGAUGCAACGUUUAAUAUAAUUGGACCUGGGUUGGUGAUCUCUAAUCCAGAGAGACCUUGUCACCAGAUUGAUUUAUUCAAAAAAGCUGGAUGGAAAAUUGUUACCGCAGCAAAUCCGGUUAUCCCAGAUUCUCACCCACUAUGGAUGUCGUCAAAAUGGCUUAGCAUGGAUGUUCUCAUGUUGGACGAAAAGCGUGUUAUAAUAUGUGAUGCUAAUGAGAUUCCUACCAUUAAUAUGUUUGAGAAGCUAGAAACGCAUUGCAAGUAUAUUUAUAAUAUGAGCCAAUAUGACGUUUGCUUUCACUAA
Messenger RNA from Styela clava, 1215 nucleotides. The record is from RefSeq and is a predicted model, not a curated record. Lineage: Eukaryota; Metazoa; Chordata; Ascidiacea; Stolidobranchia; Styelidae.